Molecule: messenger RNA, 1419 nt
Organism: Sphaerulina musiva SO2202
Lineage: Eukaryota; Fungi; Ascomycota; Dothideomycetes; Mycosphaerellales; Mycosphaerellaceae
Exons: 2
Coding region: 329-1219 (296 amino acids)
Source: RefSeq, a predicted model, not a curated record
CCUUCUCACUACUUAUCUUAAGACCUUCGUCCUCCCUCAACGCUCGUGAGAGACGCCUAUCAUCUAUACCCACUCGAACGCAACAACACAACACAAGACAAAGAACAAGACCAGUUCCAUCCGUCUCGGAAGAGCUGCCGCAUACACGUCUUUUCCCCAAUUCACCAGCCCACAGUCAAGCACCGGUAACAAGCACGCUGGCCAACAACGCGAACCGCCGUACCUUGAUGUCGGACUUUGUAGACAUUUCGAAAAAGUCAGGACGCACCUUCAUCCCGCUCAGUAAACCGAAUUAUAAACACGACUCCAAUUCUUUAUUAUUAUCAUCAUGAUCAACAUGGCUUCCCAAUGCAACCAGUCUUUCGCUGCUACAGCCAUCAUCUCCCAUGACCUAGCAGAGAAGAGAGCCACAGACCAUCUCGCGACAGAUGUGGGACUUGCAACAACAACAACAACACCGAAAAACAUGUCUUUAGCCGCAGACCAGGUCCAAGCGGCUGUAGCAGCGAAGAAGCCUAUUGGUAAACCGAGCGGAGAUGGAGUGCGAAUCCUGACUUUGGCCGAGUACAAAGAAGCUGCAUUGUCCUUGGCAGAAGCUUUCAAGGACGAUCAUACCAGCCAAUACUUCACUCAUACCCCCGAUCGUGCUCAUUGGACCGAGCAGCAGCGAUGGGAACUUCACGUGAAAGUGAUGGAAUACAUCACCUAUGCCCAUCUCUUAAAAGGUCUCGUCGUCAGCGCCGGACCAAAUUAUGAUUGUGUAGCCCUCUGGAUGCCCCCCGGAAAAGACAUCGACGGCUACUCCACCCUCUUCCGCUCGGGCCUCUGGCGUCUACACUACCAACUCUCCCGCGUCGGGCGCACAAGAUUUUUCCACGAAUUCCUCCCCUUACUAACGACGACCAAACUCCAAACUCUCGGCCCCCGCCGCGACGCAGACUCGUGGUAUCUCGUAUACAUUGGAACUCGCGCCGCGAGUCGCGGCAAAGGGUAUGCGCGGCAAGUGAUUGAAUAUGUGACGCGGCAGGCCGAUGCGGAACGGCGAGCGUGUUAUUUGGAAUCUUCGCAUGUGGUGAAUUUGGUGAUUUAUGGGAAAUUGGGAUUUGAGAAGAAGGGGGAAAUUGUGUUGGGGAGAGGUGGGGAGGAGGAGAUUGGGUUGGAUGUUAUGGUUAGAGAACCCGUUGGGGAGGAUGGGGAUUCGGGGGUGGAUGUAGUGUAAAUCUUUUUCUUUUUCUUUUUCUUUUUUUCUUUUUUUCUUUUCGCUCUUAGAGUGAAGGGGGAGAAGAGGAAGAAGAAGAUGGGGAAUGAGAGUGGGAAAGAGAGAGGAAUGGGAUGAGCAGCAGUGGAUGAAACAGAAUGUUACAUGAUUGGUUUUUUUUCGGUGAGGUGUUUGAAAACGAAUGUACGUACAAACUAACU